Corythoichthys intestinalis (scribbled pipefish) is the source of this 2212-nucleotide messenger RNA. RefSeq names its product PRKR interacting protein 1 (gene prkrip1). Gene Ontology annotation, molecular function: double-stranded RNA binding; protein kinase binding; protein kinase inhibitor activity. Gene Ontology annotation, biological process: negative regulation of protein kinase activity. Bases 231 to 812 code for a protein of 193 amino acids. The transcript has a single exon. Gene Ontology annotation, cellular component: nucleolus. The record is from RefSeq and is a predicted model, not a curated record. Lineage: Eukaryota; Metazoa; Chordata; Actinopteri; Syngnathiformes; Syngnathidae.
CUCCAGUGAGGCUGAAAACCAUCGACUAACAACAACAGCCAAGGCGUUACUUUUAAACAUAUUAUUUUACAGAGCCUACACUUAUGUUGAAUCUUGAAUAGAAAAUUCACUGGACAAUAAAUUAAACAAAAACUACUAAUGAAAACUGUCUAAAGACUCAACCCUCCCACACAGAAAUAUAAACAACUUCCGGGUCGCCCUUAGCAUAGCGGAAGCAUUUUAACCCGCGCAUGUUGUUGACCAAGAUGGCGGCGCACGACACAAAAAACAACAAAGCGGCGAAACCAGGACGAAAAGGCGACCAGCCGCUGGUAAUUGCCAAGUCUCCCGCGGAAGAACAACGCCUUAAAUUGGAGAGACUGAUGCGGAACCCCGAUAAACCCGCUGCAAUCCCGGAUCGACCAAAAGAGUGGAACCCCCGGGCUCCGCCGGAGUUCGUCCGAGACGUGAUGGGUUCCAGCGCUGGCGCAGGCAGCGGUGAGUUCCACGUCUAUCGGCACCUUCGACGCCGAGAAUACCAGAGACAAGACUUUCUGGACAAAAUGGCUGUAAAGCAAACCAAGGAGCAGGCCUAUUUGGAUAAAGUGGAACAAAACCAACGCGAGGCAGAAGAGAGGACGGCAAAGCGGAGGAAGAAGCGGGAAAAACUCAAGCAGAAGAAACUUUUGGCAAAGAAAUCCAAACAAGACCAAAAAAAUAGUGAUGCAGAGAAAAGCACAGACAGCAGUGAGGACGAAAAGAAGAACGAGGAGGUGGAAAAAGAAGCUGAAGAUGAUGCUGAGGUUCCUAGCUUCAUUAUGGGGAAAAAGUAGUCCCUUUUGCAACGGACACUUAUUGGAAACUAUUCGUUGCCGUUUUUGGCUAACGAAGGAGUGGAUAUGGACCUCUAGAAAAUAUGACUGGUCACAUAUUUUUUAAAAAGCAAGUUUUGACUACUCUGCGUGAUUAACUAGCCAUAAAGCUAGUGAUGACCCUUUUCAUAGUGCAGACGUUAGCUUUGCAUUGUGUCAAGAAAUCUCAUAUGCACUCUUGAGUUAUGAAAAUAAUCAGUUUCACUCUCAUUUGUAAAUUUUGUUAAUAAAAAAAAAAAAAAAAGAAGAAAAAAAAGGUAAUUCACAGUGUUAAGUAGUUUUUUUCCCCAAAUCCCCUUUAAAAGCAGUUUGAAACAAUAUCCUUGACAUCGAGUUUUCAUGUUCAUGUACGCUUUUGGUCUUCAAUCGUAGUAACUUGUAAACUACCGCAGGACAACUAUUACUAAUUACUUAUAAAGUAAAUCUUGGCAACUGCAUGCCUUAUAUUACUUAGAAAAUCCAAAUGUUGUAGUGCUGCACCAAUUAAUCGAUUAACUCGAGUAAGUCGAUUAGAAAAUAAGAUUCCAAUUCAAUUUUGCCGCUUCGGGUAUUCGUUUAAUUAAAAUGGCGUUGUAAUGGUUUGUUUUGAAAUUGUUUGCAUUUAGUUUUAUUGAUUUGAGUGGAUACACUGCCUUCUAGUGGCAGCAGUUAAUAUGACAUCACACAUUGCGUAUGGUUGAAUUCAGCUGCUCCCUGUUAAGACCAACUUAAGAUAAGUUUUUGUUUGAGCCAGUUUUUUUUUUUUUUAAUGCAUUCGUAAUUUAGUUUUAGUUUUAUUGUGGGAAUAUGUGUUUGAACAUUUAUUAAGAACAUUGUAAAUAUUUUUUUUUUUUUUUGCAUUUUAUAGCAUUUAAGAUAGUGGACUAUUGCAAUGUAAGUUAGCUAAUUGUUCUUUUGUCGUACUUCGAUCCUCAUUUUUUAAAUACCGUUUGAGGCUUAACUAAAGUGUUUUAAUUAUUAAUGUUCCGAUUACUUGAUUAUUCGAACUAACUACAGUGCCUUGCAAAAGUAUUCGACCCCCUUGAACCUUGCAACCUUUCGCCACAUUUCAGGCUUCAAACAUAAAGAUAUAAAAUUUUAAUUUUUAUGUCAAGAAUCAACAACAAGUGGGACACAAUCGUGAAGUGGAACAAAAUUUAUUGGAUAAUUUAAACUUUUUUAACAAAAAACUGAAAAGUGGGGCGUGCAAUAUUAUUCGGGCCCCUUGCGUUAAUACUUUGUAGCGCCACCUUUUGCUCCAAUUACAGCUGCAAGUCGCUUGGGGUAUGUUUCUAUCAGUUUUGCACAUCAAGAGACUGACAUUCUUGCCCAUUCUUCCUUGCAAAACAGCUCGAGCUCAGUGAGGUUGGAUGGAGAGUGUU